This is a messenger RNA of Diachasmimorpha longicaudata, 5216 nucleotides long. RefSeq names its product ATP-binding cassette sub-family G member 4 (gene Atet). Gene Ontology annotation, molecular function: ABC-type transporter activity; ATP binding; ATP hydrolysis activity. The record is from RefSeq and is a predicted model, not a curated record. Gene Ontology annotation, biological process: transmembrane transport. Gene Ontology annotation, cellular component: membrane. Bases 498 to 2708 code for a protein of 736 amino acids. Lineage: Eukaryota; Metazoa; Arthropoda; Insecta; Hymenoptera; Braconidae. The transcript is spliced from 10 exons.
UAGCUCCUCGCCAGUAGCAUAACGUGUGUGUCCGCGAGUCGCACGCAGCCACUCACCCCGUGACACCGACUGGCAAAUCACCGCAAGUACAAGUCACACGUCCGAACAAAGUGUUCUUACACCAAAAUCCCCUAGAAUUAAUUAAUUAAUAUCGGUGAAAAAUCAAAUCCAACAGUCCGCGGACUGAAAGUUUUGUGAAUGGAAAGUGCAACUGCACUUGUGUCAAAUCGACUCGCCUCCCCCACCCCCUGAGUGUGUCUGGACAAUAGGCAGUAACUACUGAAAUCCUUUGUGUCUUUUUCUACUGAUAUAUUCGACGAUGCACACGAGCGCGAGUCACUCAACUGUCAGUUGAUCGAUGCCAGUAGUGACAGUAAGUCAGGAUCAGACCAGACCUGAAGUGAUUGUUGUCCCUUUAGUUGUGACGUCGGGGGUGCGGGGGUAUGAUAGCCAACGGACUACCCACCAACUUUCAGGAAAGAUAAGGGUAACGGAGCAUGGGUGACAUGAAGAAUCUCACACUGAGCAGUGGUUCGAGGUACAACGGGGAAGAGCAAGUACAGUUCAUCGCUGAGGGAGCACAUCAAGUGACAAUCAGAUCACCACCUCCAGCACUUCAUCUGGAGAGUCUGAAUAAUGCAGUUCUCAGUGGCUCCCAAAAUAAUCUUCACUGCAGCUGUAAUGGAACGGUAUCGUCUAAUGGCAACGCCACGGGCUGUGCUACGGGUGGUUUAGCCCGCAAGGUCCAGAAUCACACGGGCAUCAGUCCCGGCCAGGUGAACAAAAAGCCGGUGGUGGCACUGACACACUUGCCAAGGAGACCACCAGUUGACAUAGAGUUCAAAGACUUGGCCUACAGCGUUUCCGAAGGCCGACAAAGGGGGUAUAAAACUAUAUUGAAAUGCGUGACUGGAAAGGUCAGGUCGGGCGAGCUGACGGCGAUAAUGGGACCCUCAGGGGCUGGCAAGAGUACUCUCAUGAAUGUACUCGCAGGAUACAAGACCUCCAACCUCAACGGUUCGAUUCUGAUAAACGGAAAGGAGCGGAAUCUCCGUCACUUCCGGAAGACUUCUUGCUACAUAAUGCAGGACGACCGGCUGCUGCCCCACCUGACGGUCCACGAGGCGAUGACAGUCUCAGCAAACCUGAAGCUUGGAAAGGACAUAGACGCGGCGGGGAAGAAGGUCCUCGUCGAGGAGAUCAUCGACACCCUGGGGCUCUCGGACGCCAGCAACACUCAGACACAGUCGUUGUCUGGUGGCCAACGAAAGCGCUUGUCAAUAGCCCUAGAGUUGGUCAACAAUCCACCGGUGAUGUUUUUUGACGAGCCGACAUCAGGACUGGACAGCUCCUCGUGCUUCCAGUGCCUCAGCCUCCUGAAGUCUCUCUGCAGAGGUGGAAGGACCAUCAUCUGCACGAUUCACCAGCCCAGUGCGAGACUGUUCGAGAUGUUCGACAAUCUGUACCUCCUCGCCGAAGGCCAGUGCAUUUACCAGGGAAAUGUUCACGGUUUAGUGCCAUUUCUGUCAUCGAUGGGUCUGGACUGCCCUAGCUAUCACAAUCCAGCUGAUUUUGUGAUGGAAGUGGCGUCCGGAGAACACGGAGAGUGCGUGGAGAAGCUAGUGACUGCCGUUAACAAUGGAAAGUGCAAUAAUUAUCAGAAUUAUAACACGAAUUUGUUGACACACGCGGUAUCGAAUGAUAUCGCCAAACAGUCGUCCCCGGAUGAUGGAAAAGAGGGAAAGGUUGAGGGGCUGAUACCCAAUGGAGUGGCCAAGGGCCCACCAGGAACAGUCCUGAAUAUGCCAGUGUCCUGUACCACUUCGUUACUGGACAGUGCUGAGAGCAUUGAGCAGAAGGUCGGCUUUCCGACCAAUGGCUGGACGCAGUUCUGGAUUCUCUUGAAGAGAACUUUUUUGUCGCAGAUGAGGGAUAUGACAUUAACGCGAGUGAGAUUGAUAUCUCAUAUAAUCGUUGGGUUUCUCAUUGGCGCUCUGUACUACGACAUAGGCAACGAAGGUGCUGAAGUCUACAGCAAUGCAGGCUGUGUCUUCUUCACUGUCAUGUUCCUGAUGUUCACCGCCAUGAUGCCGACUAUUCUCACGUUUCCCAUGGAGAUGUCUGUGUUCGUGAGGGAGCAUUUGAAUUACUGGUACUCCCUGAAAUCGUUCUACCUCUCUAGAACGCUCUCUGAUCUACCAUUCCAAACUGUGUUCUCGAUAGCCUACGUCAUGAUCGUUUACUUCAUGACAUCUCAACCAUUGGAAACUUACAGAUUUUUAAUGUAUCUCAAUAUUUGUGUACUGACAGCACUUGUAUCCCAAUCCAUUGGAUUGUUGAUUGGAGCUUCAAUGAGUGUCGAAAGUGGAGUAUUCAUUGGCCCAGUGUCGACAGUUCCCAUAAUCCUAUUCUCUGGAUUUUUCAUAAAAUACACCGCAAUGCCAUCGUACUUGAGCUGGUUGUCUUAUCUGUCCUUCAUUCGUUAUGGUUUUGAAGGUGCAAUGUUAACAGUCUUUGGGUAUAAUAGACCACGAUUGAAGUGCCGCGAGGCUUACUGCCACUACAGAGAGCCAAAGAAAUUUCUCGAGGAAAUGGCAAUGGACAAAUCGGCCUAUUGGCUCGAUGCUGUUGCCCUCCUUGCCAUGCUCAUUGUCCUAAGGUUUUCCACGUAUUUUGUACUUAAACUGAAGAUAAGAUCACUGCGCUAGGGGGUACAAUUGCCAUGCAUAUAGGAUAAUCAAAUUUAGUAGAUGAUGAAGUGGUUGAAUUCGAUGGCACCAAUUUUCCGUCACAUUGACCUCUGGAUAUGACGGGAACUAUUGUUUUUUUGGCAAUAUAGCGGAAAUAAUUUGAAUUAAGUGGAUUUAAUAAAUGAAAAAAUCAGUCUCAAGUUCAUCGAAUUCGUCAAUUAAAUCGUGACUCGCACGCAUUAUUAAUUAUUCAUAGGAAAUGACUCGUUCUUUACUUUUUAAAGUUUUUUAGAGUUGAAAAAUAUUUUUUAAUGACUCGAUAUGGAGAGUGAAACUCAAAAGUGAAUUUAAACAGCAAAAUCACUUUGAGAAAAAAUCCUAAAUUCUAAAUCCAAUAAUUUCUGAUCCUCCAAAAGAACUUUGGUCCGGUGAAUUUCGCUACUUCAUCAUUCAAAUGAAUGACGGAGCAGACAAUAACGUCCGUAGACGUCAAUCAGCCAAACAGUGCGUUUUGAUCGAUAAAAUUACAAUCGAGAAACAUGGAAAAUAUAAAAUCGAAGAACAGAUUAAGACUGAAAAAUUAAUUAUGGAUAUGAAAAAUUGUCGAGUAAAACGAAAAACAAUUCAAAUCAUAAAAAACUAGAGCAGAUUAUAAUAAUAGGGGACAGAGGGGUGAAAUAGUUACGUUGAUUUUGUUAAUUCAUAUGACUAAGUAGCUUUAAUAAUAUAACAACACUCAAAUUAUUACCAAGAUGAUGGAUUUUAUGGUUCAUUGGGAUUUACUAGCACACGCUGAAAUACGAAAACUUGAUGAACAAUAUCCGACAGGUAUUUUUUAAUUUUAAUUUAUGGUGAAUCAUAUUUUUAUUCUCGAUUUGGAAUAGUUUUGCCGUAAAUUGACACUGGUUUUGAAUAAGAAAAAUUAUUUACAAUUCUUCGACCAAUGUCAAAAAUGAGAAAUGUAUUCCAAUUUUCUAAAUAUUUUUUUUAUUCAAAACUUCUUUCGUAAAUUUGAUUUUUGAAAAUUUGAAAUUGUCGAAAUUUCCCCUCCAAAUUAAUCGCGAUUGAUCGGCAAUUAUCGGAGACGUAGACACAUCACAGUAAUAAGAGUAAAAGAAGACGAAUCGAUAAAAAAAAAAAUUGUUUUAGGACCGCUUGCUUGGCAUUCCCCCUGUGGGGAUGAAUUUCCUCACAUUUUCACAAUUAAUCAUCAAAUAACGUCAACUCAUAUCGUAAGGGUCAUUACACCGUUUAAACUCACCCAUCGCAUUCAUUGAAGGGUUUUUAAAGAGAUUUACCUUGUAAAAAAUAAUUGAUAAGCAAAAAAUUAAAUUAUUAAGAGCCAACACUUGACCAAUCACUGGCUGCCUGGAUGUUUUUCUCUUCAAUUUCGAGGAUAAUGAGUUAAUGAUGGGAACAACUAAUGAUUUCUGCAGUAAAGUGAUGAAAGACUAGUUAAAAAUGUUAUUCACACUUAUUUUUAAUUAAUCUUCGGAGGAAAAUGUCACCACUGAUUCAAUUAUCCUCGUUAACUUGAAGAACCCAAAACAUAACUAGGAAAUUCCGUGUGUGUGCGUGUAAAAAUUGUUAAGUGAUUCGUUAAAACAUUGUAUCGAAUGUUUCUAAUAGUGAAAAUGGAUAUUUAAAGAGGCCUAUGUUCAGCAGACCCUCGGCAGGAUCUCAUUUAGGGUCAAUUAAUCGAAUUUUACAACAAUUAAAAGGAGCGCUCGAUGAAGUAGCACUUUAUUAUUAUUAUUUAAAAUUAAAUACGUUUAUUAUCCUCCAAUUAUGGUUAGUCAUAAGUAGUUCAAUGAGUUAAUUUCACCGAGAUGAACUUUAAAUUCCAGUGAUUUUAUCAUUUUUUAAUUCAUUUCUCUUGAUAUUAUCGGAAAAAAGCACUAACUCUCUUUUUACGUCGAUAAAAAUCAGGAGUGAAUAAUUUUUAUUGUUAUCCUAUUUGUUUAAAAUAUUUCCAAGGUGGCUAGGUCGGUCGCCAGAUGAAUUUUCGUGGGAAAAGGCAGUGAUAGAAAAUCAGUUAAGGCUAGUGGAAAAGAAUACCGUAUGAGCAACCAUUCCAUCAAAAAUCUACCUUCAUUUUAUCUAGAGAAUUUUUAAAAUAAAUUUUGAAUUCGAAAUCCUCGGGGCAAUUUUGUCUCAUUGUCCUUUCCAUCUGAGAUUUUCCUGGCUAUCGACUGAAGGGCAGGUAAUGGAUCUCAAAAUUGAGAGAAUAAAAAUUCCACGACCCAAUCUUUUCACAAUUUCGCUGAUAAAUAUUUUUUUACAAUUUUGGAAGCAUUGAAUUUGUAUAUACUCGCUAUCGAAAUUGUAUUCACCGAUGGAUUAGUUAGAUAUUUCGGACUAGAGUAUUUUUUUAUUGCAUUACGUUUUAAGAACAUGACACUAUUUACUAUGAAUUAACCGUUAUAUUGUUUUAGCAUUAAGACAUUGUUUAUGUGAAUUAAUAUUUGUUUAUCAAAGUGCAAGGUUCAUGAGAAUUGAAAUAAAUGAAUGAUAAUUGACAAAUAA